AUGUCGGACGAUGACGACUUCAUGCAAGACUCCGGCGAGGAGGAGUAUGACUUCGAAUACGAGGAUGACGACGACGAGGAGAGUGGCGACGUCGACAUUGAAAACAAGUACUACAAUGCAAAGCAGCUCAAGGCCGACGACCCCGAGGCGGCUAUAGAUGAAUUUCUGGGCAUGCCUGCACUGGAGCAGGAAAAGUCGGAAUGGGGCUUCAAAGGGCUGAAACAGGCCAUCAAGCUCGAGUUCAAGCUGGCGCGCUAUGACAAGGCAGUCGAGCACUACAAGGAGCUUCUCACCUAUGUCAAGUCUGCCGUGACACGCAACUACUCGGAGAAGUCAAUAAACAACAUGCUUGACUUUAUAGAGAAAGCCGCAGAAGACGCCGACGCAUAUCGCUGCAUGGAGAACUUCUACGCCCUCACCUUAGACAUCUUCCAGAGUACCAACAACGAGCGGUUGUGGCUCAAGACCAAUAUCAAGCUCGCUCGGCUAUGGUUGGACAGGAAGGACUAUCGUCAGCUUACCGAGAAGCUCCGCGAGCUACACAAGGCCUGCCAACGGGAAGACGGCACAGACGACCCAAGCAAGGGCACAUACUCAUUGGAGGUCUACUCGCUCGAGAUUUUGAUGUAUGCUGAGACUAGGAACAACAAGCGACUAAAGGCUCUCUACCAGCGAGCACUCAAGGUCAAGUCAGCAGUUCCACAUCCCAAGAUUAUGGGCAUCAUCCGCGAAUGCGCAGAGAACUGGAAGGGGGCACAGAGUGAUUUCUUCGAGAGUUUCAAGAAUUAUGACGAGGCUGGCUCGCUUCAACGCAUUCAGGUCCUGAAGUACCUGGUUCUUGCUACGAUGCUCUCGGGUUCGGAUAUCAAUCCGUUUGACUCGCAGGAGACCAAGCCGUAUCAGAACGAUCCACGCAUCUCCACCAUGACUGACCUGGUCAAUGCUUAUCAGCUGGAGGACAUUCAUGGAUACGAGAAGAUUCUGCAAAACAACCGCGACUUGCUCCAGGAUCCCUUUAUUGCCGAGAACAUUGACGAAGUGACGCGCAAUGUGCGUACCAAGGCGAUAGUGAAGCUGGUUGCGCCCUACACGCGGUUUACGCUAGCUUUUAUCUCGAAACAGCUCAAGAUUUCACUGUCUGAAGUGCAGGAGAUUGUGGGGUUCCUGAUUGUUGACAAGCGGUUACGGGGCAAGAUCAACCAGCAGAACGGAACCGUGGAGAUUGAGAGUAGCACAGACAUGGAUCGGGUGCAGGCGAUCAAGGAAUGGAGCAGCGCCAUUGGAGUGCUAUGGCAGACGGUGCUAAACGAGGGCGAGGGCUUCAAGUCUGACGAGAGUGGGUCUCAGUUCACUCCUGGCGGGGCUCCAGGUAUGGGGUGGAACCAGAGCUCCAUGGGAGCCAAGUCAGGGCGACCAAAGGGCAAGGGCCCAGGACGCCAGGCGGGUAUGGUGAGCAAAGGAUGA
Molecule: messenger RNA, 1464 nt
Organism: Bipolaris oryzae ATCC 44560
Lineage: Eukaryota; Fungi; Ascomycota; Dothideomycetes; Pleosporales; Pleosporaceae
Exons: 6
Coding region: 1-1464 (487 amino acids)
Biological process (GO): protein deneddylation
Cellular component (GO): COP9 signalosome
Source: RefSeq, a predicted model, not a curated record